Molecule: messenger RNA, 4648 nt
Organism: Gastrolobium bilobum
Lineage: Eukaryota; Viridiplantae; Streptophyta; Magnoliopsida; Fabales; Fabaceae
Product: disease resistance protein RPV1-like
Exons: 9
Coding region: 15-4253 (1412 amino acids)
Biological process (GO): regulation of DNA-templated transcription; defense response; signal transduction
Molecular function (GO): ADP binding; DNA-binding transcription factor activity; sequence-specific DNA binding
Source: RefSeq, a predicted model, not a curated record
CUCGCUCUACCAAAAUGAAUGAUGUAUUUCUUAGCUUCAGAGGGGAGGAUACUCGCACCAACUUCAUUAGUCAUCUUUACAAGGCUCUGUAUAAGAAACCAGUCAACGCAUUCAUUGAUGAUAAUCUUAGAAGGGGAGAAGAUGUUUGGCCUGCACUUUCCAAAGCAAUCGAGGAGUCGCACAUAUCGGUGGUUGUUUUUUCAGAAAAUUAUGCAUCCUCGAAGUGGUGCUUGGAAGAACUCGUCAAGAUACUUGAGUGCAGAAAAGAUCAUGGUCAGGUUGUUAUGCCUGUUUUCUACGAAACAGAUCCGUCAGACAUAAGGAAGCAGGCUGGCACUUACGAGACAGCGUUCGCGAAACAUGAGCGAGAUCUUAGGGUCGAAGACAGCGAAUCGAACAAACAAAAAGUACUUAAGUGGAGAGUUGCUCUGUCUGAAGCAGCCAAUAUAUCUGGUUGGGACUCUCGAAACCAUAAGGAUCCUUUUCAGUUCAUCCAUAACAUUGUCGAAGACGUUUGGCAAAAGCUGUCCCUGAUGUAUCCUAAUGAACUGAAAGGCCUUGUUGAAAUUGAUGAAAACAGUAAAUCCAUCGAAUCAUUACUGCAUAAUGUUCCAAGAAUUGGAAUUUGGGGUAUGGGCGGUAUAGGUAAGACAACCAUAGCUAGAGAUAUGUUUGCCAAACACUUUCCACAAUAUGACAGUGCAUGCUUCCUGGCAAAUGUAAGAGAAGAAACAAAAAAGCCCGGUGGACUAGAAUAUACACGGAAUAAGCUUCUAUCUGAGCUACUAAAGGAACCAAUUACAACAUCUCAUGUGACUGGAUCAACAUUCAUUAAGAGGAGGCUCAGUAGCAAAAAAGUUUUCAUUGUACUUGAUGAUGUGGAUAGUUCUGAUCAAUUAGAAUAUUUGUGUAGAGAUCUAGAUGACCUUGGACCAGAUAGUAGACUCAUUAUAACAACAAGAAAUAGGCAUCUGCUUUGUGGAAGUGUUAAUGAGAUAUAUGAGGUCACGAUAUGGAAGUUUCCAGAAUCUAUGAAGCUUUUCUGCUUAAAAGCUUUCGGGCAAAACCAUCCUCUAAAGGGUUAUGAGCAUCUUUCGGUAAGGGCAGUUGAAUAUGCUCGGGGCCUUCCAUUAGCUCUUGAAGUUUUGGGUUCAUAUCUUCGUUCGAAAAGUAUUAGAUCUUGGGAAAGUACUUUGAGAGAAUUCAAGAAGUAUCCUGAUGAGAAAAUUCAAAACUUGUUGAAAGUGAGCUAUGAUGGAUUAGAUGGUCUAGAGAAGAUGAUAUUUCAAGACAUUGCAUUUUUUUUCAUAGGAGAAAAGAAAGAUCAUGUCAUAAGGAUACUAGAUGCAUGUGGUUUCGAAGCAAGUAGUAGAAUAGAAGUACUUGAAGACAAAGCUUUGAUAACUAUUUCAAAUAGCGAUAGAAUACAAAUGCAUGACUUGCUACAAAAAAUGGCUUUGGAAAUAUUACGUGAAGAUCGUAGCCGAAACCCUGCAAGACGUAGCCAAUUGUGGGAUGCUCGUGAAGUAAUAGAACAAAACAAGAGUACUGAUAUAAUUCAAGGCAUAAUAUUAGAUUUGUCUGAGUUUUUGUUGAGUCGCUCAGUUUGUGAGAGUUUAUAUGAAGAUCAUCAUUCUGUUUUAUCCGCCAAUACACUUAAUACUUUGAAACUGUAUGUUGUGUGGACUGGAUACCCUUGUAAAUCUCUUCCACCACCACCUUUUUAUGCGCUCGUUGAGAUUCGCAUGCCGCACAGCAACGUUAAACAACUGUGGCAGGGGAUACAGGAAUUUGGUAAUUUGAAGGGAAUCGACCUAAGUGAAUGCAAACUGCUUGUAAAGCUUCCUGAUUUGUCUAAGGAAUCAAGACUUAAAUGGAUGAAUCUCUCUGGUUGUGAGAGUUUGUGUGAUCUUCAUGAUACUGUUUUAUCUGCCAAUACACUUAGUACUUUAAUACUGGAUAGGUGUAUAAAUCUUGAGAGUGUUAAUGGCAAGAAGAAUUUAAAAUCUCUGGUGAAAAUCAGUGUCAAUGACUGCUUAAGUCUCAAGGAAUUUGCAGUGUCUUCGAAUUUAAUUGAAAACUUGGAUUUAAGCAAUACAGGAAUCCAAAGAUUGGACACAUCAAUUGGUCUUCUACAGAAUCUUAAGUGGCUUAAUGUGGAGGGUUUAAGACUCACGCAUCUUCCAAAGGAGUUAUCUUGCCUGAAAUCUCUUAAGGUGCUGAAGCUUUCUUACAAGGGACCAUCAAUUGACAAAAAGCAGCUAAAUUCCCUGUUUGAUGGCUUACGAUCUCUACAAAUACUAUAUCUGAAGGACUGUAGUAACUUGUUUGAACUCCCUGACAACAUCCGCGUCUUAUCACAAUUACAGGAAUUAAGGCUUGAUGGAAGCAAUGUGAUAAGGUUGCCUGCAAGCAUCAUGCAUCUCUCAGAGCUAGAAAUUCUGUCAUUAGAGAAUUGCAGGAAGCUUCGGUCUCUGCCAGAGCUUCCACCCUCCAUCAAACAGUUAUAUGCCAUUAAUUGCACGUCAUUGGUGUCUGUGUCAAAUUUAAAGACUUUGGCAACAAAGAUGAUAGGAAAGGCCAAAAACAUUUCAUUCAAAAACAGCUUGAAAUUGGAUGUACAUUCACUAAAACGUAUUGUGGAAAGCCUCCAUUUAACAAUGAUGAGUGCAGCAUUUCACAAUGUGUUAGUAAGAAGACUCCCUGUGGCCGAACACUACUACAAUUAUACCAGUGUAGAGGUUUGUUUACCAGGAAGCACAGUCCCAAGGCGGUUCAAAUAUCGAACAAAAGAGUCCUCCAUUACCAUUGAACUUCCUAGCCGUUCCAACUUGCAGGGCUUUAUUUACUCAAUGGUUCUUUCUCCAGCCGGUGGAAUGAAGGAUGGCACUAAAUUAAAAUGUCAAUGCCAAUUGCCAGACACUGAUUUCUCCAUUGUGACAUGGCUAAAUACUGAUAUCACGGAAUUGAACUCCGAUUAUGUUUAUGUAUGGUAUGAUCCAUUCCAUUGUGACAGCAUUCUCAAAUUUUAUGAACCAAAGGUUCGUUUUGACUUCUGUGUUGCAAAUAAUAAGGGAGAGGUUGAUGGUUCGAUCUGUAUCAAAGAGUGUGGAGUAUGCCUCAUAAGUGUUUCAGACUCACAGUGUGUUUUACCCAAAUUGGACUUGGAUACAGAUAAGAGAAAGGCCUUGGAGAAGGGAUUAGAGUUGGAAACAGCGCUUAUCUUAAGCUUGACAUCAAUUGAAAGAUCUGAUGAGAAGGAAAUCAAAAGACCGAGUGAACAGUCUUCUAGUGAUGAUACAAUUGUCAUAGAACCAAAGUCAGUCACGGUUGAACUCAAAUCAGCUGAAGAAUACAAUGGGAGUAAAUACCAUUUUUCUGAUGUAAAAGAGAGCGUCGGAUCUACUCACAAGAAAACCAUGACCGGUGGAGGAAGUAAUAGACCAAGUCCGACAAGGAAAAGGAAAUGGCUGGUUUUUGGAGAAUCGAAUUCAGAGUUCCGUCAAAGCCAAAAGGCUCUCGGAUAUGCUGACAAAGAAACCAAAACUUCUCCAGGAAGAGGUUGUGAGAAGAAUACCAAAGAGUCUACAAAAGCUGUUCCUGCAUCUUACACAACUGAUCCUUCUUUUGGCCAGUACUUCAACCGAAGAAACAGUUCAACUGAGGACCAACAAUGUAACAUGGAGGAAGAGAAAAAUUACUCUGACCUCUCUUUCAAAAUCCAAACAAAGUGCAUGCUUCUCUAUCAAUCUUCCACAAGCAUGUUUCAAGAAAAGGAGCUAGUAAAGAAACGGGACACAUUGAUAUUCAAUGAAAUUGCAAAGCAAAUCGAUUUUUCAUCUGAGAGGAAAGCAACCAAAUCUGAAUAUCCAUCCACUCAGCAAUUAUUCUCAGAAAUGGCCACAACCAAACCUGAAAUACAAAGUAAUUAUUCCACGAACUAUGGUUCUGAUUAUUGCAGGAAGGAAGGGAAUCAAAAUGAUGGCUACUCCUAUUCCACAAGAAUAGGAACUGUUAAGGAACCUAGAGUUGUGAUUCAAACUACAAGCGAAAUCGAUAUUCUUGAUGAUGGCUAUAGUUGGAGAAAAUAUGGAACGAAAGUAGUUAAAGGAAACCCAAAGCCAAGGAGCUACUACAAAUGUCUAACCCGAGGUUGUCCAGUGAGAAAACAUGUUGAGCGAGCUACACAUGAUAUGAACGCUGUAAUCACAACCUAUGAAGGGAAACACAACCAUGAUAUACCUAUAGGAUGAGGAAGUGCAAGUCAUAGUAUGAACAAAACUUCUAUGAACAGCAACACCAGCAAUGUACCUACCCCGCCCCUAUAAGGCCUUCAAUGGAGACUAAUUGCUCUAGCUCAGCAAGUUUCACAAAUUCACUUCAUGAUACAAAGAUGCCAACAUCUGGAAGUCAAGAACCUUUUCCACUAGACUUGCUGCUUAGCCCUGGAAGCUUUGGAUAUUCAGCUUUGGAUAGAUCAAUGAGUUCAUAUACCAAUCCUGAACAAUACUCAGAUGCUGCAAACUUGGCUAAGGGUGACUCAUUCCUUCACUCUUUUCUGUCAAAAGAACUUUUAAUUUUGGAAUUAGAACGUUCCACAUGUUAUCAUAGAUAUGUUUUUGUAGGAAUUUAGUUAUUAAUCCCAGAA